Molecule: messenger RNA, 4365 nt
Organism: Gekko japonicus
Lineage: Eukaryota; Metazoa; Chordata; Lepidosauria; Squamata; Gekkonidae
Gene: TMEM87A
Product: transmembrane protein 87A
Exons: 20
Coding region: 56-1786 (576 amino acids)
Biological process (GO): retrograde transport, endosome to Golgi
Cellular component (GO): Golgi cisterna membrane; Golgi apparatus
Source: RefSeq, a predicted model, not a curated record
GGCGGACUGAGGACUCUCGAGCGCUUUCGCUCCUUGACACUUUUGCUGCGGAGGGAUGGCGCGGGGCGUCUCGGUGCUCUAUGGGAUGCUGCGGCGGUGGCUUUGCUUAGGACCGAGCUUGCUGUUCCUUCAGCUCCUGCUUGUGUGUCCGCCGGGCCCGGCUGGAGCUGGCCAGCUCUCCAAGUGGCGGCUGCCGGCGCCCAUGGGGAAGAAUUUGUUUAACUUUGGAAAGAUUCUCUUCAACAACACUACCAUUUUCCUAAAGUUUGAUGGCAAUGCAUCAGCAUGUGAUCCUUCUCAAAGUUACAAAGUCACCUGGUACCUGAGAUAUUCUAACUGCUAUAAUGAAGUCUUCGAUUUUGGGGAUAAGCAGACAGAGAGAGAUUUUUCUGAAGAAAUUCGAGGUUGGUCAGGACACUAUGCUAAUUCUACACUCUUCUUCCCCAACUGCUCCGAGCUCUUCAAACCACAGGUUUUCUACAAGGAAUUUCUUCAUCCAGAAGACUUCUCACAAGGAAAACCAGAGGAUAAGAGACAGAAUGGAACAAACCACACAUCAGAAGCAGAUAAGCCUGCAAUGAAUGCUGUGAUGAAAACCUGGAAAGAUGGGCCUUAUAUCUUUAUUGUGCAAAUAGGAGUUUCACCCUUAAAAGAGGCCAGUGUCAAAGAGAAAGGAAUGACAAGUGAAGGAUUACCAAAAGUUAUGGCUACCUCUGAUCCACAAGAAACAUUUAUUACCAUGAUUGUGGAAGUCAAGGGGCCAUACGAGUACCUCUCUCUUGCAGAUUAUCCCCUUAUGAUUUUUUUCAUGGUGAUGUGUAUAGUAUAUGUGUUCUUCGGAGUUCUGUGGCUUGCCUGGUCAGCCUGCUACUGGCAAGACCUCCUGCGUAUCCAGUUCUGGAUUGGUGCAGUUAUUUUACUGGGAAUGUUGGAGAAAGCUGUUUUCUACGCAGAAUUUCAGAAUAUCCGCUACAAAGGAGAAUCUGUCCAGGGGGCAGUGAUACUGGCUGAGCUGCUUUCGGCACUGAAACGUUCACUUGCUCGAACUCUUGUUAUCAUAGUGAGCCUGGGAUAUGGGAUAGUCAAACCUCGUCUUGGAGUGACCCUGCACAAAGUAGUUGUGGCUGGAGCCCUCUAUUUAUUAUUUUCUGGCAUGGAAGGUGUCCUCAGAGUCACAGGGGCACAGAGUGAUCUUGCCUCCUUGGCUUUUAUUCCGCUGGCUUUCCUAGAUACUGCCCUGUGCUGGUGGAUAUUCAUCAGUUUGACUCAGACAAUGAAACUGCUAAAACUUCGGAGAAAUGUUGUGAAGCUCUCUCUCUACCAGCAUUUCACCAACACUCUCAUCUUGGCAAUAGCAGCAUCUGUUGUUUUUAUCAUCUGGACCACUGUGAAAUUCAGGCUAGUAAAUUGUCAGUCGGAUUGGCAGGAGCUGUGGGUGGAUGAUGCCAUCUGGCGACUUUUGUUUUCAAUGAUUCUUUUUGUCAUCAUGGUUCUUUGGAGGCCAUCAGCCAACAACCAAAGAUUUGCUUUUUCACCAUUGGCUGAGGAAGAUGAAGAUGAUGAACAGAAGGAGCCAAUGCUGAAAGAAAGCUUUGAAGGAAUGAAAAUGAGGAGUUCAAAACAAGAACUGAAUGGAAAUCCUAAAGUCCACAAAGCACAGGAAGAUGACCUGAAAUGGGUAGAAGAGAAUGUUCCUUCUUCCGUAACUGAUGUUGCACUCCCAGUGCUUCUGGAUUCAGAUGAGGAAAGAAUGAUCACACAUUUUGAAAGAUCAAAAAUGGAGUGAGAGGGGGAAAAGUAGCAGGGCAAGACUGGCUGUGACUGGAGAAAAGGGGAAACUUCUGUGUCUCCCUUAGAAUGUUCCAGCGUUGCAUUCUUCUGAUGUGUUCUGCGAUCCUUCACCCCUGGAGUUGAACAUUGUCCUAAGAGAGAGAACAUUUUACUUGGGUCACUGUGGAAGGGAAUGACAAACGUGUUGGUAAACCUAGGAAAAUAUUUGAAUUUGCAUUGUUUCUGCAAGUUGGUUUUAUAAGCAAUUUAAAUGUCUUUUAUUACAGCACGUUCUGUUGUUUUUAACUAUUUAAGUGAAACUAAAAAUUUUAACAACUGUCUAAGGAACUAUUAAUUCAAUAUUACAGCUAAAUCCCAUACAUUUUAAACAAAAGAGGCAGCAGAAAAAGGGUUAUGGAUCGUUGCCUUACAAACCAGCAAGGAUGACCCAUGCACAAAAGCAAAUUUUGGCAUGUAGACAAUUACCAGCAGUCUGCACACAUGAGAAGGAACUGCACACGGUGGUAAAUCUUGCAUGCAGCACUUGGGGCUAUACAUAUGGAGGGAGAAAUUGAGUCCUGUCUCUCCUCUGCUUCCCAACUGAGGAUUGGCAGUGUCAGAGCUGGCAGCAUGAACCAUUUAUAUAAGAUGCUUGAGCAGGGUAGUGUGUGUGCACCCUGCUGGAAUCUGUAAAUCAGGGUUAGUGCCUUUCAUUUUUCUUGGAUACAGCAGUUGUUGACUGAAGACUGUGGUAUCUGGCUUGGGAGAAGGAGAGAGCUUUGGAAUAAGGGGUUCUUGCUUAUGGAAAAUACUCAGUAUAUGUCACAAGGGAAGUAUCUGGAAAAACUAUGGUUCCUAGUGAUUUAAGCAAAAUCAAGUGCAAUUUUAUUUACCCCACUUUGUAGGAAAGAUUUUUUUUUAAUUUAAAAUUUUACUUAGAAGCAGUGAUUGCUUAAUGUUUGUUGCUGCAUCUCACUGCUGGCAAUGGGGUGUGAGCAUAAGCAAUUAACUGUUCAAAUCAGAGCAAUGUGUGAUUUAAUAAAACACUCCAGCAAUGGCUUGUGAUCUUUGAAUGGAUCCAUGCCUAUCCUUCUUUUUCAAUAUUGUUGUAUUGGAAUCUAUUAAAUAGACUCACAAAAGCACUUCAGCUAAACUGAACCAGCCCUGUGUAACUGGCCCAGCCCUGUGUAACUGGCCCACUUGCCUUUAUUAUGAUUUGCCAAGUGCUUGAUAACACAACCUGUUUUUUAAGUUCCAGGUAUACAGCAAAAGAAAAUUGGUUAUCCAGACCCUCAGCAAGGCCUGCCCUGAAUUAUUGCAUACCUAAGGGUCAUCUUUCCUUGAUUUGCACAUGCUGUACAUGAAAACAUUAUGUUGAAUAGCCACUGUCCCUUUGCAGUUCUCAAAUAAGCAGCUCCCUGAAUAACCAAAUAAGCACAGCUUCUGUGCGUGUAUGCAGCAGCACUCCCUCAUCCUGUGUAGCACCUAACAGUCUUUUCCCUCCUUGCCCCAAAUGCCCAUUCUCUGUACCUCUGAACACAGUCCUACAUUUACUUACCCCUAUUCAAUCCCAUCCCCAUCAAUUCUCCCUCUGAAGCCCCAGGUCCCUAAUGAGCUGCCCUUGACUGCACAUGUUAUCUGUGGGGGGGAGGGGGAUCACAGGAGUUUGUGAGGAAGACUUCCUAGAACAUUGAGUCUGCCCCUGGGAAGGUAACAAGGUAUUAGUAAAGGGGCAAUCUCAAUUUACCAUAGGGUUCUCCUGUAAUAAAUAUGACAGUUUUGGGAUACUUCUGUUCUGGAAAACGUUUAGGAAGUAAUGAGCAGAUAGUAUUUGAAUUUGAAAUUUUCAAAUUUGGGUGCCAACAUUUGCGGUUUUUCUCUGAUAGCUGGUAUAUUUAUUGCUACAGCAACACCAGGACCUAGGGUUGCCAACUCCAGGUUCUGAAAUUCCUGGAGAUUUGAGGGUAGAGCCUGGGGUUUAGGUAAGUUUCACUGCUUAAGAGCGAUUCCUCAGGACCAAGGAGCUUGCUUUAACACCAGACAGCUACCUUUUGUGGUUCAUCCCUGGCUGUCUUUCAUUCCAGUAUUUAUUUAUUUAAUGUUUCAACACCACAAGGUCCCUUUAACUGCCUGCCCUCCCCUUCCAAACCUGACAAGGGCUCCGAGUUCUUUCCCAUGCUCGUCCUACUUGCAAGUCUGUUUGGAAGUCCUCCCUGCAUCUCUCAGGAGAAGGCAGCACUGAAGUCUUUGGUUGGAAUUCAGUCACGCUGGCCUCUGUGUUUUCAUCUGCAACAACUUCCUGGUUCCCAGCUGCAACAAGUAGAACUGGGGUUGCUGCCUACGCUUGGCACCUUCUUUGUCUCGGCCUUGCCACCCUUCCUCUGGCAUUGGUGCUCAAUCAGCUAUUCCUCAUGGCUCCCAGGUUGCCUCCUUCCAUUCCGAACUCACCCCUUUUAAAUCUCCCUGUGUCUCUUCCAGGCUCCGCCCCUGCAAUAGCUCAGAUGUUCCUCCCUUCAAUCGGUCACAGUAAGGAAGAAACCUUGGUAGCGUAUAAUACCAUACAGUCCCACCUUCUAAAGCAGCCAUUUUCUCCAG